AUGGAGACGGUACAACAAGAGCCAGCGCCCGGCUCCCUGAGCUGGAGACUCAGCAGCCAUCCCAUCACCCUGCUUACUUUCCUCUUCUUCCGCACAUCCUCCCUCGUAGUCUACCUCCUGGGCCUCCGCCUCCUCACUUCCAACUUCGUCCUCAUCUUCAUCAUCACCAUCCUGCUCCUCGCCAUGGAUUUCUACUACCUCAAAAACAUUGCGGGUCGUCGCCUUGUUGGCCUGCGCUGGUGGAAUGAAGUCGAUGCUAGUACGGGCGAUGGCCGCUGGGUGUUUGAGAGUUUGGAUCAGGAUACCAGUUCACGCCAGAUCAAUGCGACGGACAAGCGCUUCUUUUGGCUGGCGCUGUAUGCGCAGCCUGUGCUGUGGGUUGUGCUGGCGAUUGUUGCGCUGGUUAGCCUGGAGUUUAUUUGGCUGACGCUUGUGGUUAUCGCGCUCGUUCUUACGAUUACGAAUACCCUCGCUUUCUCGCGGUGCGACAAGUUUAGUCAGGCUUCGGGCUUCGCUUCAAAUGCCAUGUACGGAUCCGGUCUUGCGCGGAAUCUGGCGGGUGGAAUGAUUUCGAGUCUGUUCAGACGGUGA
This is a messenger RNA of Bipolaris maydis ATCC 48331, 591 nucleotides long. RefSeq lists its product as uncharacterized. The record is from RefSeq and is a predicted model, not a curated record. Gene Ontology annotation, cellular component: Golgi membrane. Gene Ontology annotation, biological process: protein secretion; vesicle-mediated transport. Lineage: Eukaryota; Fungi; Ascomycota; Dothideomycetes; Pleosporales; Pleosporaceae.